UUAUUGACUGUAAAGUGUUGUAAACAAUAAAAUCGUUUUGUAAAAUGAACAAUUUUCUCAAAAAUUUUAAACAUUAAUAUUUAAAAGCUUUUAAAUUAUACCCAUACUAAAUAGGAAAUAAACUAUGGCAGUUUGCAUUGCAAUUAUUGGAAAGGAUAAUUCUCCAUUGUACAUUGGAACCACGGAUUUAGAUAAGGAAUUGGAACUACAAUAUCGUGUUCAUGCUGCCCUUGAUGUUGUCGAAGAAAAAUGUAUGCCGGGAACUAAGGCUUUACAGGAAUCUAAAGAUUUAUAUUUAGGAUUAUUAUAUUCAACCGAAAACCAUAAAAUCUAUGGGUACGUCACGAAUACUAAAAUUAAAUUUAUUAUUGUUGUUGAUUCUGGAAAUAUUGCUUUAAGAGAAAAUGAAGUUCGAUCGAUGUUUCGUAACUUACAUAUUCUUUACACUGACGCAGUUUGCAAUCCAUUUUAUUUACCAGGAGAACAAUUAACUUCGCUAAAAUUUGACAAGUGUAUUAGAAAUAUUAUGGGAGGAAACCAAUAAAAGAAUUUUUGGGAUAUUCUACAAAAUUAUAUUUAAUAAAUUAAUUUUUUAUUUCUUACAAUUAAAAUAAUUUAAUCAUCAAUAAAAUAAAAGUAAAAUUAUUAGAUAUAAGAAAAAUAAUUCUGCCGUUUUUUUUUUCAAAGUAA
Molecule: messenger RNA, 690 nt
Organism: Condylostylus longicornis
Lineage: Eukaryota; Metazoa; Arthropoda; Insecta; Diptera; Dolichopodidae
Product: trafficking protein particle complex subunit 2-like protein
Exons: 5
Coding region: 125-544 (139 amino acids)
Biological process (GO): endoplasmic reticulum to Golgi vesicle-mediated transport
Cellular component (GO): cytoplasm; TRAPP complex; nucleus
Source: RefSeq, a predicted model, not a curated record